Molecule: messenger RNA, 1129 nt
Organism: Corvus hawaiiensis (hawaiian crow)
Lineage: Eukaryota; Metazoa; Chordata; Aves; Passeriformes; Corvidae
Gene: MRPS34
Product: mitochondrial ribosomal protein S34
Exons: 3
Coding region: 90-728 (212 amino acids)
Biological process (GO): mitochondrial translation
Cellular component (GO): mitochondrion; mitochondrial small ribosomal subunit
Molecular function (GO): structural constituent of ribosome
Source: RefSeq, a predicted model, not a curated record
GGGCCCGGCGCGGCUUCCGGGAGAGGCGGGAGGAGCGGCUGCCGGUGCGGUGCUCGGGUCCGCUCGGCUCCGGGCCCUCGGCCGCCGCCAUGACCCGCAAGAAGCUGCACCGGCCCAUCGCCGCCAUGGCCAAGAAGAUCCGCGAGUACCGGGCGCUGAAGGAUCGGCCGCGGGACUCUCAGCGCUUCGCCGUGGACUGUGAGACCAUGCGGCGGCCCCUGACCCAGAAACGGCUGCCGGUGCGGGCCUGGGAGGACGUGCGGAACGAGAACCGCCUGUUGGCGCUGCUCUGCCGCCUGCCGCGCUUCGGCGUCGGCCGCACCGUCACCCGCAAGUCCUGGCUGUGGGCGCACGACGAGCCCUGCUACUGGGUCAUCACCAAGGUGAAGGCGGACUACACGGCCGAGAACAUGGACCAUGGAAGAGCCUGGGGCUACCUGACCUUCAAAGGCAAAAUUGAAGAGGAGGUGAAGGAGAUUGACAAAGCCAUGUACCAUGACUGGCGUAUGGUGCCCAAACACGAGGAGGAGGCCUUCAAGAAAUUCACCCCAGUGCCUGAGGAGACUGUUCGGUUCCUGCCCUACCCACCACUGCUCCGAGCCAUGAUCCUUGCACAGUGGCAGAAGGAGGGAAAACCAAUAAUGGAAGAGCCAGUUAUUGAUCUGGAGACGGUCCUGGCCUCUCCCCAAGAGCAGGCAAAGAAAAAAGCUACAGGGACACCAGUAUAAAGACUUGUUCUGUGUCCUGAGCAUCCCAUGUGCUCUCACUGCCUGUUAGAAGCCCAGUGCACAGGAGUCUUACAGAGCCCCUCUGUGCCCAUUGUGGUAGGAUGUUUCCAGCUUUCUCCUCAGCCCCGUACAGUCACGUCAUCUGAAAGGGAAGAUGCAGAUACAUUCAGACUCUUUUUCCAUAACUUUGGUUUCAGUCAGCAGAGGAAUCUUCUUGGUUCCCUGGAUAGUCUCUAAAUACACAGCUCCAGUCAGCCAGCUGCAGUUUUUUGGAGCAUAAUGUUUUUUACAUAACUGGGGUCCUGCAUGAAUCACAGAAAAAUGACUGCAAAUAUCACAGUAUUUCACAGAGCUGUGAAAAAAUGUAUCUGCAAAUGGAAAUAAAUGUUUUCUUAAUUCUA